Saccostrea cuccullata (small rock oyster) is the source of this 2784-nucleotide messenger RNA. Its product is annotated as solute carrier family 15 member 1-like. The record is from RefSeq and is a predicted model, not a curated record. The transcript is spliced from 23 exons. Gene Ontology annotation, biological process: dipeptide import across plasma membrane. Gene Ontology annotation, molecular function: dipeptide transmembrane transporter activity. Gene Ontology annotation, cellular component: plasma membrane. The coding region runs from base 87 to 2663 and encodes 858 amino acids. NCBI's taxonomy places the organism in Eukaryota, Metazoa, Mollusca, Bivalvia, Ostreida, Ostreidae.
UUUAAAUGUUACAAACGUUGUUGAUGUUUGACGUGGUACGCUUGUUCAAAUGAUCCAACUUCAUCUCAAGUUGCCACUAUGAUCGUAUGCAAAAUGGAAAUACAUUCUGGAUAAUCUUAAAGAUGAGUGAAAAUGCAAGCUACGGAACGUUACAAAAUGAUUCCUCUUUGAUAAAGGGAGAUAAAUCAGGAGGGGGACAUGGAGAUGGGAAACUGAGUGGGAAAGCAUGGGGGCGUGUCAAGAAUAUAAUGACUCGCUCCCAGAAAUAUCCCAACAGUGUGUUCUUCAUCCUGGGAAAUGAAUUUUGUGAGAGGUUUUCUUAUUAUGGCAUGAGAGCUGUUUUGAUCCUGUACCUCACUAACUGGCUGGGAUUCAGUGAAGAUGUGGGGACCUCCAUCUUCCAUUCUUUUGUCAUGCUAUGUUACUUCUCUCCACUUUUUGGUGCUAUCUUGGCCGACGGAUACAUUGGAAGAUACAAGACUAUACUGAUUGUGUCUCUGGUGUACGCCACUGGUAACCUUGUCAUGGCCCUCACCGCUCUCCCUCCUCCUGAAUGGUAUGGUCCAGCUAUUGGUCUGAUUCUCAUUGGUCUUGGUACAGGUGGAAUUAAACCAAAUGUUUCAUCAUUCGGAGCUGAUCAGUUUAGGGCAGACCAGGAAAAAGAGAGAUACACUUUCUUUUCUGCUUUCUACUUUUCAAUAAACCUGGGAAGUAUGCUGUCCAUUGUCUUGACUCCAAUAUUGAGAGCUGAUGUUAAGUGCUUUGGCAAUGAAUGUUAUCCUUUAGCCUUUGGAAUUCCAGCAGCUUUAAUGAUUUUAGCCACAAUCAUUUUUAUCGCUGGAAGCAGUUUAUACAAGAAGGUUCCGCCAUCAGGAAAUCUGAUAGGACGAGUUUUUAAAUGUAUAGGGUAUGGAUUGUGUGGGAAAAUAAGGAAUUGUGGUGGCCCUAAUAAAAAGGAACACUGGCUGUACUAUGCAGACAGCAAGUUUGAGUGUGAGUUUAUCAGAGAGGUACAAAUUUUACUGAAGGUGCUAUUUAUGUUUAUUCCGGCUCCACUUUUCUGGGCGCUGUCUGAUCAACAGGGAUCUCGCUGGACACUUCAAGCUGAAAAACUCAAUGGAGACUUAGGUGUCUUUGGGACCCUGAAGCCUGAUCAGAUGUCAGCUCUAAAUCCAUUCCUGAUAUUACUCCUCAUUCCAAUCUUUGAAAAAUUGGUUUAUCCAUGUUGUGAAAAGUGCCACUUUCUUACAAGACCACUACAAAGAAUGUCGGCAGGCAUGGUGCUAACUGUGAUAUCCUUCAUUAUGGCAGGACUUCUUCAAAUCAAAAUAGAGGCAAGUUUAGAAUCUCCAUUAAAAAGUACAGAGUCUGGGGUGUCCUUCUACAAUGCCCUACACUGUGAUAUUAAUGUCAAGAUGGGAGAACUCAGCUAUAAAAUACCACCCUACCAGAAGAGUGAUUACAAGGUGAUAACUGCUGGUAAAUAUAAAGUAGACGUGAAAUCGUGUCUUCCUUCCCUGUCUCGUGAAGUGUCUCUGGAAUCCCUACAUAACAUUAGGAUAUUUGUUUGGUCUAAAGACAGCAAUACAACUGAUUUUAAGAUUGUGGAAGAUUUGCAUUCACAUCCAUCAGAAGGGAACUCAAAGCUAAGUGUAUUCAAUGAUGCUUGGCCUGGUGCUCAGAUAGUUGUUGUCCUCUCAAGCCAUCAGGGAAAUAUUUCCAAUCAGUCCGGUGUUCUGUAUCCUUCUUCAGAGCAGGAAAGUCUUCCAUUCCAUACAGUGGCACCUGGAAAGUACAACAUAUACUGGCAGAGCUCUGCUGAUGGGAAUUGGACCAAGUUGAACACUUCCAUCACAAUAGGACAAGGGGCUGUGUAUAAUUUAUUGAUCGCCAGAAAUAAAACAAAGGUUGUGACCCGUCUCUUGACCAGUGUUGAGGUGAACAGUGUCUCUAUCCUGUGGAUGGUACCUCAGUAUUUUGUAGUGACUGUUGGAGAGGUCCUCUUUUCCAUCACAGGCCUUGCUUUUGCAUACUCUCAGGCUCCUAUCACAAUGAAGUCAGUGGUUCAGGCAGCAUGGUUGAUGACUACAGCAGUGGGAAGUUUGGUGGUUGUUAUUGUAGCUCAGGUUCAAUACUUUACAUCACAAGUAGCUGAGUUUAUGUUCUUUGCUGCUCUGAUGGCCCUGGCCACCAUUAUGUUUAUGGUCAUGUCCUGUUUUUACACGUACUACAAUACCAGUGGUCAGGGGAAUGGCCUGGGGGAUAAAGAAGAAUUAAUCAUCGAGGAGGAAAACGAAGACAUUCCACUGAAGGAUUCUAAUCAUCCUAAAAAUAACCCUGCUUCAGAUUCUACACUAGUAAUAUCUGAUCUACUCAACUGUCCAUUGAUGUUAUUGCUAAACGUAAAAGUGAAUGUGUUUAUAUAUGUUAGUCCUCAACUUAUUAUAGUGGAGAAUAUAUAUACAUGUAUGUUAUAUAAAUGUGACAUUGUCCUCCAUGUUUUCUUUUCUGUUUAUAUUGUUAUACAAAUAUUUUUUUUAAAUAGAAUUUUCAAUAAGGAUUUACAUUUCUAUGUUCAUGUAUCUGAUAGUAGAAAAAUCAAAUUACAUUUGCACAUAGGAGGCUUCACUGGCACAUAUCAUAGUUUCACAAUGGUGCAAUAAACAAUACACAAAUAUGCCAAAAAAAUAUUUGCAUAUUUUUUAAACUUUUUAUUUUUAAAGUUUUAUAAUAAAGGUUAAAAUGAGUUAACAUUUAUCUGUGUAGGUAAAAUUCUUAGAAUGU